Messenger RNA from Episyrphus balteatus (marmalade hoverfly), 6001 nucleotides. RefSeq lists its product as uncharacterized. NCBI's taxonomy places the organism in Eukaryota, Metazoa, Arthropoda, Insecta, Diptera, Syrphidae. Gene Ontology annotation, molecular function: nucleic acid binding. The record is from RefSeq and is a predicted model, not a curated record. The coding region runs from base 1111 to 5274 and encodes 1387 amino acids. The transcript is spliced from 2 exons.
ACAGGUACGCCUCCACCCCAACAUUUGGUCCAUUCGACCGGAGCGCCAUAUUGGAAUUCGAACCUCGUGUGUGAAGCACGAAAAAUUACCGAAGCGCUAUAUUGGUCAAAUUGCAUGUGAGGUGCUUUCUUCAUUGAAUGCAGCAUUUUCGCAUCCAAUGAACACGAUCAGCAGUGCAUGUACACGGCGACUCUUCACAAUUGCAGUGUGCACUAGCCAAGAGUGCGCUUUUUGAGCGAGUCUCAUCAAAUUGACUUGCUAUUGCCAUUCUUCGUCACCUCUUCACGUCCUGCCUCAGAUUCUGCGUCAUCAUCAUCAUCAUCUUCGUCGUCAUCAGCUUCUUCGUCAUCAUCAGAGUCCUCAUCAAAAUCGUCAUCAAAGUAUUCAUCAAAGUCAUCAGAAUUACCAUCGGAGUCACCAUAUAUACGUCAUCAGUUGCAGCCAUCAUACAUUUGAGUUUGUACAGGUACAUUUACAAUAUUUUACCAUAUGCUUGAGAUUUUUUAUAUUAUAAAAUAAAUUUCAUUGAAAGUAUUUUGUUCGAAAAUUCAGUGCUUAUUAAUACGGUAAAAGGGAUAUAUGUAUGUAUAUUAACGGUAAAAAUUGGUACGUUAUAUACAUAUAUAUAUUGGGUGGGGUAUUUACAAACGGUAAAAAUUGGUACGUUUUAAAUACAGUAAGAAGCGGUAAAAUUGAUACGAUUGGGUGGUAAGCAGUUUGCUUUGUUGAGCAGAUUAUCACGCGGUUUUUGCUUUUUCAUUUGAAAUGAGUUUGUAGGCUUUAAUUUUGGCAUGCGAUGAGCUCGUUGAUUUACAUGCGUCAUUUAAAGGAAAAUCUGCUAGAGAGUUAAAAAAAUCGGCUUUUGAAGCUUAUCGGGUUGAACUUCAAGCACUUUGGCUUGAUGUUAAGAAAGCAUACAGUGAAUAUAUAAGUGCGGUGGCCGAUGAUGACGUUCUCAUUGCGUCACUCCCUGAGGUUAAGGCAAAAUAUAGAAACUCUUCGGACACAUAUAUUGAAUUUCUCAGUGAUAUUUUGGAGGCGACGCGGCCCCAAGAGGUUAGUUUAAAAUCGAAUAACGAAAAGAGUGAUAAUGUCGAAUUAAAGCAUCAUAUGCAUCUUCCGCCGUGUGAAACGGAAAUAUUUAGUGGCAAUUUUCUCAAAUGGCCAGCAUUUAGAGACAUGUUUACGGCACUUUACAUUCGACACGCUAGGUUAAGUCCCGUUCAAAAACUUUUUCACUUGCGUGCUCGGACUAAAGAUCAUGCCUUAAGCAUAGUCUCUAAAUUUGAGAUAACAGAUGAUAAUUUCGAGGCUGCUUGGGCAGCUCUCAAAGAACACUACGAAAAUAAAAGGGUUUUAGUGAAUAAUCAUCUAAGUAUUUUGCUUGGUCAGGUGCGCAUAACGGUUGAAUCGGCAGAUGCAUUAAAGGAAUUGCAGAGCAAUAUUAAUGAAGCUAUUAUAGCUUUAGAGUCGUAUGGUAUUGAGGUGAAAAAGUGGGAUGCGUUAGUUACAUACGUUUGUGCGUCUCGUCUCCCACCACAGACUUUAUCCCUUUGGGAAGAAUCACUUGCGAAUCCAAAGGAAAUUCAAUCAUGGGAAAAAAUGAACAUUUUUAUCACAAAUAGGUACCGGGUCCUAGAUAACGUUUCAGACAUGACAAAAGAAAAUAAAGUUUUGAAAAAUUCGGGUUCGAAACAGCAAUCUUCAAGUUCAUUUCCACGCGUUCGAACACAUCACGCACAAGUUAGUUCGCAAUGUAAAGUUUGUAAGGGGACUCAUGCACUUCGUGUAUGCCCAGAUUUUUUGAAAAUGAGCGUUUCUCAAAGGAGAAACACUAUUCGAAAAUUAAAGUAUUGCUAUAAUUGUCUAGCAUUCAGUCACUUGGUAACUGCCUGCCAGAGUGAAAGUACAUGUUUUCACUGUAAGGGAAAACAUCACUCAUUGCUACAUUUUGACAAAUCUCCUUCGGGGAGCUUUACUCCACAAAUACAGUCCACUCAUUCAACUUCACUUGCAAGUCAAAAUGCCCAACAACAUACUGUACCAAGGGACAGUUCAAAUUUCAAGCUUUCAAAUACGGAAGAAAGCCCCAAUGUUUCGGCAAACGCAUUUUUUGCCAAAACUAAACGCACAACUCUUUUAGCUACUGCGAUGAUUCGGAUUCAUCACCAUCACACUGAUUUUGAGUGGAGGGCGCUUAUUGAUCCGGGUUCGGAAAUCUCAUUUAUUUCCGAAGAAGUUCAAAGAAAGUUAAAAUUGCCUGUUCAAUCGGUUAUGGCAACGGUUGCAGGCGUUAAUUCCUCGGUAACGGCAACUUCAAACAAAAUGUGCUCAUUCACUCUCAGAUCGAAAUUCGAUAAACAAUUUUCACUUUCCGCUCGGGCACUUGUCCUUAAAACGGUUUCGGACAGUUUGCCUUCCAUAUCCAUUGAUAUUGGAAAUACUCAAAAUUUGUUUGACUUUCCCUUAGCGGACCCUUGUUUCAAUCAAAGUGGAAUGAUUGAUUUACUGAUCGGUGCAGAUUUAUACCCACUUAUUAUUCGCGAUGGAUUAAAAUUUAAUGUUUUUCAAAGAAUUAUGGCUCAGAACACAGUUUUCGGAUGGGUAUUGCUGGGUCCUUUGGAACCUCCCAUUUCUCAAAAUAAUAUCGAAUAUACUCGAUCGCUGUCUUUUUUUAAUGAGGUAACGGUGGAUGAAGAAAUCCAAAGAUUUUGGAAACUUGAGGAGCUUCCACAAAUCUUAUUUUUAACGGCCGCAGAACAAUUCUGCGAAAAUCUUUUCGAAAAAACAACGUACCGAGAUAAAACGGGUCGGUUUGUUGUAAGGCUACCCUUUAAAGACGAUUCCUUUCAAAGUCCCGGGUUAGGAAAUUCGUAUGAAAUUGCAAAACGUCAAUUUCUACGAAAUGAAAAGCGUCUUUUAUAUAGUCCCAUACUAAAAAAUGAGUACGAUUCGGUGCUGUCGGAAUAUAUUGAUUUAGGGCAUAUGAAACCAAGUGAUUCCGCGGAUAAGGUUUGCGAAAACGGCACAUCAUAUGUUAUGCCACGUCAUGCAGUGAUUAAACCGGAAAGCCUAACAACAAAAGUUCGCGUUGUUUUCAACGCAUCAUGUUCCUCUUCAAACGGGAAGAGUUUAAACGAUUUGUUGUAUCCAGGCCCGGCACUUCAAACGGAUAUAACACUCUUGAUGUUAAAUUGGCGGCUUUAUAAGUACGUGUUCAACAGUGAUGUCGAAAAAAUGUAUCGACAGAUAAAAAUAUAUCCCGAUCAAACGCCUUUUCAAAAAAUUUUGUUUCGUCAGAACCCGAAAGAUGAUCUAAGCGUUUUUGAAAUGUUAACACUAACAUUUGGUGUUUCCUGCUCCCCAUAUUUAGCAAUUCGUUCUUUGCAUCAGUUGGCUAAGGAAGUAAAUCGGUCUCAUCCUCUAGCAUCAAAAAUUCUGUUAAACGAGUUGUUUGUAGAUGACGUUCUUUCAGGGGCUCAUGACAUUUCCACUGCGGUAGAAGCUCAAUUCGAAUUAAUUGAGGUAUUAAAGUCUGCCGGUUUCAAUUUAAGAAAGUGGACAUCGAACGCGAAGGAGUUACUGAGUCCUCUGCCUAAAGGUUCACUUCUUAACGAAGAUUUCCUAACUAUUGAUGAUAAAAGUUCUGUAAAAAUGCUUGGCAUAAAAUGGAAAGCUACUUUAGAUACAUUUUCUUUCUCGGUACAAUCAAUACCACAAUCUAACUCUUUCUCAAAACGCUCAGUUCUAUCCGUCAUUGCAAAAUUGUAUGAUCCUAUAGGGUGGUUGGCCCCUAUUGUGAUCACAGCAAAAAUACUGAUGCAACAAAUUUGGAAGGAUAAAACUGAAUGGGAUAGUUGUCUUCUUCCCACCACCGAACAGAGUUGGAAAGUAUUUGUGGCAAGUUUGCCCGAGGUUGCAAAUGUAAGUAUACCACGAUGGGUGGAAUACACUCCGCACGCUGUUUCACAGAUUCACGGAUUCUGUGACGCGUCCGAAAAAGCUUAUGCGGCAUGUAUUUACUUACGAGUGCAACAACAAGAUAAAAUUACCUCCCAUCUCUUGUGGGCGAAAUCAAAGGUUGCGCCAGUAAAUACUAUCUCGUUACCAAGGCUAGAGUUGCAAGGGGCAGUUCUUCUAUCUAAAAUGAUCAGUUUAUUGUCAACAGCUCUUCAAAUUCAAAAUGUUUCAUUAGUUAAUUUGUGGACGGAUUCCACUAUAGUCUUAACCUGGCUUCAAAAACAACCAUGUUCAUGGCAAACGUUUGUGGCAAACCGAACAGCAGAAAUUUUGAAAAAUACGGCGGUGACGGAUUGGUCGCAUGUAGUUUCGGGUGAAAACCCAGCUGAUCUAGCCACGAGAGGAGUAUCCCCUGUGGAUUUAAGAGAAAGCUCUUUGUGGUGGAAUGGUCCCCACUGGUUAUUGAAACCUCAAUCAAUGUGGCCACAAACCAAGCUUGAACCAGUUGAUGAGUCAAAUCUAGAAGUGAAAAAGGUAAAGUCGUUUAAACAACAGGUCGUACAGGACUUCGAGGAAGAUUUAGCUAAAUUUUCGAACUGGCCUAAGGCUGUGUGCGUAUUUGCUUACAUGGAGCGGUUCCAUCACUCUUUUAAAAGGCAUGGAAGUACAAAAUAUUCUUCUCCGGAACUUUCAUAUGAAGAAUUUAAUUUAGCCAAACAAACGUUAAUUGUAUUUACACAACAAAAAUAUUUCAAAAAAGAAUAUGGUGAUUUAAUACAGGGAAAACAUUUAGAGUCGAAAAGUUGGUUAGGAAAGUUCAAUCCCUUUAUUGAUGACAAGGGCGUCAUGCGUGCGAAUGGGAGAUUAGCUUUGUCAACUAUAUCGUAUAACGAAAAAUUCCCCAUACUUCUUCCCGUAAAAUGUCUUUUUGUUCAACUUUAUAUACAAUACAUUCACGAGCUUUCACUACAUGGUGAAAUUCAAAUCAUGAUGCGCAUGAUAAGAUCGGAAUAUUGGAUUCCACAGGUUAAAAAUCUGGUAAAAAAGUGUAUUAUAAAGUGUACAGUUUGUACUCGGUACAAAAAACAUGUUCAAACCCAAUUGAUGGGUGCAUUACCUAAAGAAAGAACGGUUUUAGGUCGCCCUUUUACGAAUACUGGAGUGGAUUUUGCGGGUCCGUUUCUCAUUAAGACGUAUUAUGGUCGAAAAUGUCGUUUAGACAAAGGGUACGUUUGUAUCUUUGUAUGUUUUGCAACGCGUGUCAUACACUUGGAACUUGUCAGUGAGUUAACAACACAAGCAUUUCUUGCGUAAUUUACUCGUUUCAUUUCUCGACGGGGAACUCCAGAACAAAUGUUCUUAGAUCACGGCACGAAUUUCGUGGGUGCAUCCAAAGUUCUUUUAUCUGAUUUCCACAAAUCACUUUUACAUUGCCCUAGUGCAGUUGCUCACAAAUUAAAAUGGAAUUUUAUCCCUCCAGGGUCACCCCACAUGGGUGGAUUGUGGGAAGCGGGGGUCAAGAGUUUCAAAGGGCAUUUCAGGAAGGUAGCAGGUAAUGAAAAAUUCACAUUCGAAGAAUUUACUACCUUGCUUACCCGAAUUGAAUGCACUUUGAACUCGCGACCCUUGUCACCGAUGUCUGAAGAUGUGUCAGAUAUCGUCCCACUGACCCCUGGUCAUUUCCUCACUGGAGGAGUGUUAAAUGGUUUGCCCGAACCGUCAUAUUCAGAUCAAUCGUUAAGUAUUAUAAAUCGGUGGAGAAAGUUGCAAAUUCUUCAUCAUCAACUAAGCGCUCGUUGGAAAGAGGAAUAUUUAAAGGAACUCCAUAAACGGUAUAAAUGGAAGUAUCCCGAAAGAAAGGUUCAAAUUGACGAUCUCGUCACUAUACGAAAUGAAAAUUUGCCCCCAAACCAGUGGCGCCUUGGGAGAGUCAUCAACGUGCACGCCGGACAUGAUAACAAAAUUCGCGUCGCGGAAAUUCGAACCGAAAAGGGAAUAAUCACGCGCUCGAUUGCCAAAAUUUGCAUCCUUCUACCUCAAA